UGGGUAUAUGUGUAUGUAUGCAUGCAGACUGUUUCUACAAACAUUUGUGAAAGAAUGGGUCGCUCUCAGGAGAGUGAAUUCAAGCGUGGUACCGUGAUAGGUUGCCACCUGUGUAAUAAGUCCAUCCAUGAAAUUUACUUGCUACUAAAUAUUCCACAGUCAACUGUUAGUGGUAUUAUAACAAAGUGGAAGCAACUGGGAACAACAGCAACUCAACCACGAAGUGGCAGGCCACGUAAAAUGACAGAGCAGGGUCAGCGCAUGCUGAAGUGCACAGAACUCGCCAACUGUCUACAGAGUCAAUAGCUUAAGAUCUCCAAACUUCAUGUGGCCUUCAGAUUAGCACAACAGUGCAUAGAGAGCUUCAUGGAAUGGGUUUCCAUGGCCGAGAAGCUGCAUCCAAACCUUACAUCACCAAGUGCAAUGCAAAGUGUCGGAUGCAGUGGUGUAAAGCACACCGCCACUGGACUCCAGGGCAGUGGAGACAUGUUCUCUGGAAGGACGAAUCACGUUUCUCUGUCUGGCAAUCUGAUGGAUGUGCCUGGGUUUGGCGGUUGCCAAGAGAACGGUACUUGAGUGACUGCAUUGUGCCAAGUGUAAA
This is a messenger RNA of Staurois parvus, 601 nucleotides long. Lineage: Eukaryota; Metazoa; Chordata; Amphibia; Anura; Ranidae. The record is from the annotation of a GenBank genome assembly.